AUGUCGUCUCCCGCGCCCAGAAGACCAAUGAAGCUAUUACUUGUGACAUUAGGCAGCGUCGGCGAGGGUGAUGCAAUAACUACUUAUUGUAAUCACCACUUUUCAAGACGAAAGGCCGAUGAAAGCAUACCUGGUGUCGGAGAGGAUGCGGGCAAUACAGUAAAAGGCGACACGGAGACAGAAGCAUUCAUGUCGGAGAACCUUUCCGCACCACCUGGCGGCUCUAAGCCGUUAUCUGAAGAGUUCAUCCGGGAUGCUGAUGCUGUGCUGCUCGUGUAUAGUGUUACGAGCCGAAACACGUUCAAUAGAGUGCGGGGAGAGUACGACUUAAUCGAGCGACUGCGCAGAGAGCUCGAUCCAAGCCGGCGGUUUUGGCACCAACACCGAAUACCACCGAUGCCCAUAAUACUAGCGGGCAGUAUACCUGAAAUGGGAGAUUCAAGAAUGGUUUCAACAGAGGAGGGAGUAGCCCUUGGUGCAGAGCUUGGGGUUAAGUUCGUGGAGUUCACUGUGGCGGACAGAUCUCCUGUCGAAAUCCUUUUCCACGACCUGGUUCAGAACAUACGAGAUCACAAACUGUUAGCUCAAAUUGGGGACCAAUCGUGUUCAACGCCAGAACCUGUUUCAGUCUACAGUGUACGCACGGCUAUCAAAUCCUGGGCUACAUCAGCUAUCAGGAAGUUGACAGACAAGAAGUUUAAAGACUCGGUGAAUCCUCACCGGGACGAGCAGUAUACCUUGGUAGAAGCCCUCUCAGCUGACGAGGUGCAUAUUGCUCGGCGAUUAAUCUUAGACGGCGCGGAGAUAAACACACCUGAUUCAGAAGGGUUUCUUCCACUGCACCUGGCGGCAACCCGAGGUCGUAAAGAACUCGUGAAAUUGCUGCUUGAUAGGGGCGCCCUCAUUAACCGAGUUGCCCCCAUGAGCGGCACAGCGUUGAGCAUUGCGGCGGUACGUAAUCAGACCGAGGUCGUCGACCUUCUGCUCGAAUAUGGCGCCAGUCUGGACAUCCCCGCGGACUAUUACGGGACCGUGCUGCAGGCGGUUACCAGAAGAAGUCAUCCCAGCAUCAGACUGCGUUUUGAACUGCCCAGCCAUAGACGAUAA
Messenger RNA from Clonostachys byssicola, 1107 nucleotides. The record is from the annotation of a GenBank genome assembly. NCBI's taxonomy places the organism in Eukaryota, Fungi, Ascomycota, Sordariomycetes, Hypocreales, Bionectriaceae.